Molecule: messenger RNA, 3767 nt
Organism: Anopheles arabiensis
Lineage: Eukaryota; Metazoa; Arthropoda; Insecta; Diptera; Culicidae
Gene: Ctps
Product: CTP synthase
Exons: 7
Coding region: 421-2301 (626 amino acids)
Biological process (GO): pyrimidine nucleobase biosynthetic process; CTP biosynthetic process
Cellular component (GO): cytoophidium; cytoplasm
Molecular function (GO): identical protein binding; CTP synthase activity
Source: RefSeq, a predicted model, not a curated record
UAGGGCACAUAAGCCCGGCAAGGGAGGGGGCUACACCAGCAGAGGGGAUCAGCUGAGGAGGGCUACCUACUUACCUACCGUCUAGGUUCUUUGUUUACAAACAAUUAUCUCGCGUAGUGCAAACAAAUCGGGUUGGUACAGCACUCUAUUGCCACACGAGGACGGCUGUAAUCGUGCCGCGUUGUGCCCCCGUACUUGAACAUCCGCCUGUGUGCACUAUUGCGGUGAAGGCCUCUUGAAGAUAGUGUAGUGUUUCGCACCGGAACCAGUUGGGCACGAACGGGCUAGACGGUUGGUUCGUUCUUGUUUAGAUACACAUAGAGACACAACGCCAUCGUCCCAGCCUGCUGUGUGUACACUGAGACACGCUAAUUGAUUGACCGAACCGAACGAAUACGUCGUAGAAAAAAAGGCAGCAGCAUGAAGUACAUACUCGUCACCGGUGGUGUGAUCAGCGGCGUUGGCAAAGGAGUUAUCGCCAGCUCGUUCGGCACGCUGCUCAACGCAUGCGGCAUACCCAUAACGUCGAUCAAGAUCGACCCUUACAUCAACAUCGACGCAGGAACGUUCUCCCCAUACGAACACGGUGAGGUGUUUGUUCUUGAUGAUGGCGGUGAGGUGGAUUUGGAUCUGGGAAACUAUGAGCGUUUUCUGGACAUUGUGUUGCACAAGGACAACAACAUUACUACGGGCAAAAUGUAUAAAAUGGUGAUCGAUAAGGAGCGCAUCGGGGAUUAUCUUGGCAAAACCGUUCAAGUGGUUCCGCACAUAACGGACGCCAUCCAGGAAUGGGUGGAGCGGGUAGCGAAGCAGCCGGUAAAGGACAACAUCGUGCCGGAGGUGUGCAUCGUCGAGCUGGGCGGCACGAUCGGUGACAUCGAGGGCAUGCCGUUCGUUGAAGCCUUCCGCCAGUUUCAGUUUCGCGUGAAGAAGGAAAACUUUUGCGUGGCGCACGUGUCGCUCGUUCCGUUGCCGCGGGCUACCGGUGAACCGAAAACCAAACCAACCCAGGCAAGCGUCCGUGAGCUGCGCGGGUUUGGGCUGAGCCCGGACAUGAUCGUGUGCCGGUCGGAGAAUCCGAUCGGCGAUGAGGUGAAGGACAAGAUUAGCAACUUCUGUCACGUGUCGCCGGAUCAGGUGAUCUGCAUACACGACCUGUCCUCAAUCUAUCACGUGCCGCUGCUAAUGGAGCAGGCCGGCGUGGUGGACAUUCUGAAGGAGCGGCUGCAGCUGAAUCUGCCCACGCCGAGGCCGGCGAACUUUAUGCAAUCGUGGCGCGAUCUGGCGGAACGGGUGGACAAUGUGUACAAGAAGGUGAACAUUGCGCUGGUCGGGAAGUACACGCGGCUGCAGGAUUCGUACGCGUCCGUGAUGAAGUCACUGCUGCACGCAUCGAUUGCGGCCGGGUACAAGCUUAACCUGACGUUCAUCGAUUCGUCGAAUCUGGAGCGCGAGACGAAGAUAGAAAACACCAGCCUGUACUACGAUGCGUGGCACGAUCUGACCAACAGCCAUGGUAUCAUUGUCCCUGGUGGGUUCGGUUCGCGUGGUUUAGAGGGCAAAAUCCGUGCGUGUCAGUGGGCACGCGAGAAUGGCAAACCGAUGCUCGGUAUAUGUCUCGGUUUACAGGCUGCCGUCAUUGAAUUCGCUCGCAAUGUGCUUGGAUUGGAGGGCGCGCAUACGACGGAAUCGAACCCGGACACACCCCAUCCCUUGGUGAUCGACAUGCCCGAGCAUCAUACGGGCGUGUAUGGCGGAACGAUGCGACUUGGCAAACGGACGACCAUUUUCCGGGGCGACAGCAAAAUACGUCAACUGUACAACAACAAGCAGCAGAUCGAGGAGCGCCACCGGCACCGGUACGAGGUGAACCCGGACUAUGUGGCACAGCUCGAAUCGCACGGCAUGCGCUUCGUCGGCACGGACUCAGAAAAGGAGCGCAUGGAAAUUAUGGAGCUGAAAGACCACGUGUACUACGUAGCGACCCAGUUCCAUCCCGAGUAUCUGUCGCGCCCGCUCAAACCUUCGCCACCGUUCCUGGGGCUGAUACUGGCAGCGGUCGGUAAGCUCGAUUCCUACCUCAAGGAUGGGCAGAAGCUGCUCCAGCAGCAGUGCAGCCCGAGCAGCACAAUGCCGAACGAUAAGGUGAACGCGCAGGAGCUUAAUCAGAUCCGCGAGCGUGCCAAUGGACUGAAGAGUGAGGCGAGCACAUCCGCUGCGGUGCAGGUGAACGGUGCGGUUCCGAGCAAGCAAGAAUCGCCCAUCAAAAUGAACGGGGUGCAUACGAAUGGAACGGAUUAAAGCGGGGAAGCAUCGCCGGUUAAAAGGUAAGUAUUUCAACGAUAAGGUUUUUCGGUAAAAAAAGAGCUGGCAGAAUGGUUGAGACAGCUACACAAUUCUUCCAACUGCAAAGCGUAACAGAGCGAUAGUAGGUUCAGCUGUGUAAAGUUAAAACCCAAGACAAGUCAGUGGAGCUGUGCAUCGUGAAAAUCACGCAAAAAAAUCAAUGCAUUCAACAGAAUGUGUCUGAUUGAUAAAGAAAUCCAAUUUCUAGAAUUAUAUACAAUUUCUUACCGAUUGAACAGUUAAACAGUUGAACUUGUGCCGCCGAAAGGGUGUAGUUGCGCGAGACGCUUGAAAUAAAUAGAGCUUAACGAAUAGGUUUUAAUUGUUCAUUUGCCAAUCAAUUAUAGUUUUUAAGCGCAUCCAGCAGCAGCAGCACAACAAUUUACUUUUGUUUGCUUUUUCUUGAUUAAAUGUCUAUCUGAGGAGGCUCCCUGCAAUUUUCACUGCAACAGAGAGAAAGAGAGCAAAAAAAGGAGAAAAGAACUUGUGAUAAACAAAGCUCGAUAUCUUAUUUUGGAUGGAAUUGAUACAUUACUGUUACUACAGUUUUACUUACAUUGCCUUUUUGAAGAGUUACAAACAAAGCGGAAAUAAAAAUUGUGACAGAACUAAGGAAAGGAACUGCAUCUGCUGAAUUAAUGCACAUUUUUUUACUUAUUUCAAUGAUCAUACACAGUGCGGGAAGGUAGCGUAUGAAUAAGAAGAUGAUAUUUUGAGGGUUUUUUUUUGGUAAUAUUUGUUUAUUAACAAGAUGAUAUAUUAAUUACAUGCAUCAAACGGUGUUAUAAUUCCAAUCCUCAAUAGAGCAAGGAUUGUUUUUCGUUCAACUGCACUUUUAUAACUCUUCUCUGAUAUUGAAAGAGCAAAUAAAUGAUAAAACAGAUUUGCUGGGUUAAAUUUGAAGGGUCAAAUGAUCAUUGUUUAUCCAUCGGAGAAUGCAAUUCCUUAUCGUUUGAUGUUUGAUUUAACUCAUAGUUCAGCUCAGCUUGUUUAAAAAAAUUAAUACACUCAAAAACCACCCGAAAAAUCAUUUUCUCCUUCACGCAACCACUGUACGCGCACCUUUAGGUAGGAAACAAAUUGUAUAAAGAAAACAAUUAAUAAUGAUAUAGUUUCUAGCAAUAUUCAAAUUUUUAGCAGCAAACAAACACUUAAUCCAAUAGCAAACAAACGAUAGUUUUAAGUGGUCGCGAAAAAAGACUCCUAAUUAGAAUGCAAUUGGUGCUCCAUUCAUUGGCUCUAAGUUUCCUAGCACCAGGAUCAUGUAAGUGUGAUCUAAUAUGAUCUUUUCUUUUCUAUAUUCUUAACAAUUAAAUAAAGUAUAUGAAAGUGUUUAAAAUCAACAAUAACAAAAAAAAAUGUUAUCAUUUUUAAUAGUUGUUUGGAAUAAAAUAAAUCCAUGUCUAAUUGUUCAAAACCAA